This is a messenger RNA of Solenopsis invicta (red fire ant), 537 nucleotides long. RefSeq names its product histone-lysine N-methyltransferase, H3 lysine-79 specific-like. Bases 1 to 537 code for a protein of 178 amino acids. The record is from RefSeq and is a predicted model, not a curated record. The transcript has a single exon. NCBI's taxonomy places the organism in Eukaryota, Metazoa, Arthropoda, Insecta, Hymenoptera, Formicidae.
AUGAGAGAAUGGAUGGAGGACAUAAGGAAAAAAGUAGACAAUUUGGAGAGAAGAGUGGAGGAUAUAGAGAAAGAUGGGGGAAGGGUGGAGAAGGGAGGAAGGGAGAAAAAUAAAAGGGAAGAGAUACAACAGAUACAAAUAAGGGGAAAGGGUGAAAUGAAGGAACAGGAAGAAAGGAUGAGGAGACUAGAAUUAGGAAGGGAGAAGAGGAAGAAGAAUAUAAUUAUAAAGAGGGUAAGAGUAAAGAAGGAAAGAAAAGAGGAAUUACAAAGAGAGACAGAAAAGGUAGUGGAGGCAACGGGGGCAGUAGCAAGAGUGGAAAGGGUGAGGAGGAUAGGGAAUAAUGAUAAGGGGGGAGAGAUCAUUGUAUGGGUGAAAUUCGCGAGUGUAAGGGAGAAAAUUGAUGUGAUAAAGGGAAAGACGAAACUGAGGGAUAGGAAUGAGUGGAUCGUGGAUGACUUGACGGAAAAAGAGAGAAAGGUAGAGUGGUGGAUAAAGAGGGAAGCAGAAAAGAAUAGAAGGAAAGAAAAGAAGUAG